UGUGGACCAAUCCUCACUUACGACCGAGCAACAACAAAACUUCCAUUUCGUUCGUUCCGGAAUUCCAUCCUUGCGAUUCCGAGAAAAUCCGUUGGGGCUCUGCAUCAGCUGCUGCGCUCGAUAACAAAUUAAGCUUUUCAGGCAUCGGCAACGAACGAACAGGAAGUUUAAUUUGAAGAAGCAAGAGAAAAACACUUAACCAUGGCAUCCUCGGCGCCGUUAGUGAUGAGAGUAGUGGGCAGCUCGAUAAAGAUUGCACAGCGUGCCGGAAAGAUUAUUCGUGAUGUAAUGUGCCGCGGUGAUCUCGCUAUCGUUGAAAAAGGCAAAGACGAUCUGCAGACCGAAGCCGAUCGAUCAGCCCAGCGGUGUAUCGUUGCAAGUCUGUCCAAGUUGUUUCCCAACGUUACCAUCAUCGGCGAGGAAGGACAGAGUGAUUUGAAUGUACCUGAUGACUGGUUAAUCACUGAGCCGAACGUAGAAUUUACGGAAAAACACGAUUGUCCCGGACCACUGGCAGACUUGAAGGAGUCCGAAAUAGUCAUAUGGGUCGAUCCGCUGGAUGGAACGAGCGAAUACACACAAGGAUUCCUGGAGCGCGUCACCGUAUUAAUCGGAAUAGCCGUCAAUGAGCGCGCUGUUGGUGGCGUGAUUCACCAACCUUACUACAAAACCGACACCGGUGAACUGGGCCGUACCAUCUGGGGUCUGAAGGGCGGUGGCAGCGGCGGCAUGGUUCCGGUGCCGCCGCCAGCUGAUCGAUUUCUUGUAACAACGACUCGCUCACAUUCCAAUACCAUCGUCCAGUCGGCACUGGACGCGCUCGAAGCGGACGAUGUGCUACGGGUCGGUGGAGCUGGCUACAAGGUGCUCCAGUUGUUGGAAGGUAAAGCGCACGCAUACGUUUUUGCUAGCGCCGGCUGCAAGAAAUGGGACACUUGUGGACCUGAGGCUGUCUUAGAGGCUAAUGGCGGUACACUCACUGAUAUGCUUGGCAGACAUUACCGCUACGGCAAAGACGCCAGUUUCCCCAACAGUGCUGGUGUGCUAGGCACCGUGGCCGGCAUCUCGCAUGAAACCAUUCUUUCCAAAAUUCCCGAAACAGUCAAACUGGCUAUGAAUAAAAUGUAGGUACCGUGUCCAUGUA
Messenger RNA from Anopheles aquasalis, 1144 nucleotides. Its product is annotated as 3'(2'),5'-bisphosphate nucleotidase 1. The record is from RefSeq and is a predicted model, not a curated record. Lineage: Eukaryota; Metazoa; Arthropoda; Insecta; Diptera; Culicidae. Gene Ontology annotation, biological process: phosphatidylinositol phosphate biosynthetic process. Gene Ontology annotation, molecular function: 3'(2'),5'-bisphosphate nucleotidase activity.